AUGGAGAUUUGGAUUGAGAAAAGUAAAAAUUCCCUAGCUUUUGUGUUUAUCUCUCAUCUCUGUGUUCUGGGUUCAUUAAUGAAACCUUCACUUAUGAUAAUCUCAACUAGUUCUGGGUUUCGGUGUCGGCAUUCUAAUCAUCAGUCUUUAUACGAUGUGAGCAGGGCAUGUACAAGUAUGCAUAAUAAUCUUAGCUUGGUUUCCAUGUGGGUACCCAAUACAAUUAGAAUGAAAGCAAAGCCAAAUUUAGUGCUUAGUGCCCAACCUGGGUUGGUUUGUGAGACACAAGAAGAUAAACAAUGUUAUGAAGCUUCUUUGGUUGAGCCAAUAUUGCCUCCAUGGGGAGAUUUAACCAUUGGCAAUGACAAGGACCCGGCCCACCCGGAUAUCGAACCGGAGGCUGCUAUGGGGCCGGAGGUGAUGAGUAGGAAGGCUCUGUUGAAAGUAGAUAGGGUGAGUUUUUUAGAGGAGGCGGAUGAGGAGACAUUGUCCAAGAGGAUGUUGGUGCUUAGUAGAACUAAUAGAUUUCGGAGUGCGUUGGAGCUGUUUACUUCCAUGGACUUAUCAGGUCUUGUUCCUAGUUUACAUGCUUGUAAUUCACUGUUGUCUUGUCUGUUGAGAAACGGGUUUCUUGACAAUGGACUGAGAGUGUUUGAGUUUAUGAAGAGGAGGAAGUUAGCGACGGUGAUACUCAAAGCAGUUUCGGAUAUCGGUGCGGGAGUUUAUGACGCUGCUGUUGAAAUGUUUAGGGAAAUGGAAGGGGAGAGUGGAGUGAGGGAGGGUUUUGAUACUAUUGUCUAUAACACAGUGAUAUCGGUUUGCGGUAAAGUGAAUAAUUGGCGUGAAACUGAGAGAUUGUGGAGAGAGAUCAAGGAGAAUGGCCUUUCUGGAACCCAGGUUACGUAUUGCCUCUUAGUUAGCAUUUUUGUUCGGUGUGGUGAGCACGAGCUAGCUCUUGAUGCUUACAAUGAGAUGAUUGAAAAUAAGUUUGAACCAGGAGAUGAUACAAUGCAAGCUAUGAUUGGUGCUUGCUCGAAGGAUGGAAAGUGGGAUUUGGCACUAAACAUAUUUCAGAGUAUGUUGGACAUUGGAUUCAAGCCAAAUACAAUUGCAUUCAAUGCAUUGAUAAAUUCGCAAGGAGAGGCUGCAGAGGUUGAACUAGCUUUUAAAUUAUAUAACAUCAUGAAAUCUAUUGGUCAUUCGCCCGAUCCGUACACAUGGAAGGCGUUACUCGGCGCACUCUACAGGGGAAAUUGACAUGAUGAUGCUAUUAAGCUGUUUGAGAACAUCAACAGAAGACAGAUGUCUCGAUUGAAUUCACACUUGUACAAUAUGGCUUUAAUGUCUUGCUCAAAGCUUGGGCUAUGGGAUAAUCUGCAGAUUUUGUGGCAAUUAGAAGCUUCUGAGUUGUCAGUUUCGACAGCGUCGUAUAACCUUGUAAUCAGUGCUUGUGAGAUGGCAAGGAAGCCUGAAGUGGCAUUGCAAGUGUAUGAGCACAUGGUUCACCAGAAGUGCCCCCCAGACACAUUUACUCACAUUUGGGGUUCUUUCUGGGAGGAAGUGGAGGAAAUCCUGAAUCACGCUGCACCUGAUGCAUCUCUUUAUAAUGCUACCAGUCAAGGAAUGAGCUUUCAAGGCAAGACCGAGUUAGCCAAAAAGCUUUACACGAAUAUGCGAAAGAUUGGCCUGCAACCAGAUGGGAAAACAUGCGCUGUUAUGCUGCAAAACUUGCGAAGGAAGCAGCCUUCCCGUUACAGAACAAGCAGGAGCAAGCAUUCCCCUAAACGCCGCUACUAA
Argentina anserina (silverweed cinquefoil) is the source of this 1797-nucleotide messenger RNA. RefSeq names its product pentatricopeptide repeat-containing protein At3g29290. NCBI's taxonomy places the organism in Eukaryota, Viridiplantae, Streptophyta, Magnoliopsida, Rosales, Rosaceae. The record is from RefSeq and is a predicted model, not a curated record. Gene Ontology annotation, molecular function: protein binding.